AUGAAUUAUUCACCACAGCAUCAUCCUAACCGAUUUGUCAAUAGCAUCUCUUGUCGAAAAUGUGGCAGACCUUGUUCCGGCGAAACUUUGAAAGUUGCCAAUGAUUUUUUUCACUCCAAGUGUUUUACAUGUAAAGUUUGUGGUGUAGCCCUUGUUAAUGCCGGCUAUUUCAGUCAAGGCGAGGAUUAUUAUUGUGUCUAUGAUUACCAUCGUAUUUAUGGCACCAGAUGCAAUUUUUGUGGUGGUUUUAUCGAAGGUGAAGCGAUUAAAUGUGCUGGAGAAGCCUUUCAUAAAAGAUGCUUCGAUCAAAAAGCAAAUCGAUCUUUACCAUCUGCUACUAAUGAUAAAUCUCCUAAUAAAUUGCAAUCACGAUCGCCAUCUUCAACAAAAUCAAGCGAAAAUAUCAUAUAUCCAAAAUGCGGUGGUUGCAAACAAGAAAUUCGCGGCGGUCAAGCAUUAAUCGCUCUAGAUCAACAGUGGCAUACCUGGUGUUUUACAUGCAAUCGAUGUGGAAAGCAAUUAUCAGGCGAAUACUUAGGAAGAGACGGCAUUCCAUUAUGUGAAGACGAUUAUCUGAAAUUAUAUGGUAUUAUUUGUGCUGGGUGCGGUCAUUAUAUCGUCGGCAAAUUUCUUGAGGUUGGAGAAAGAAAUUUUCAUUCUGAAUGUGCUCAUUGCGUUCAUUGCACUGAAACAUUUCGUGAGGGACAAGAAAUCUUGAUCUAUAAGGACGAUUUAUUUCACUCUUCUUGCCUAAAAUCAAGUGCUUUGGUAAGGUCUUAG
Molecule: messenger RNA, 780 nt
Organism: Trichoplax adhaerens
Lineage: Eukaryota; Metazoa; Placozoa; Uniplacotomia; Trichoplacea; Trichoplacidae
Exons: 6
Coding region: 1-780 (259 amino acids)
Biological process (GO): lamellipodium assembly
Cellular component (GO): actin cytoskeleton
Molecular function (GO): actin filament binding
Source: RefSeq, a predicted model, not a curated record